This is a messenger RNA of Entrophospora candida, 363 nucleotides long. Lineage: Eukaryota; Fungi; Glomeromycota; Glomeromycetes; Entrophosporales; Entrophosporaceae. The record is from the annotation of a GenBank genome assembly.
UUUUUGGGAAGUCUUUAAGAGAUUGCAAAGAUCUUGUUAUAACAAAUGAGGAUAAAAAUAUUGUUUGUGAACUGCUAUCAAAAAUGAGUGGUGCUUUCAUGUCACACAAUGAGAGAAUAAAUGCAUUCCAAGAGUGGGCUAUAAAAUUUAUCAAUUAUGAUACAACCUCCUAUAAAUUUAGUAAUGAACAAUCAAUUGAUGGGGUAUGGUGGAAGGAAUACAAUGGAAAAACUAUUUUAUUAACCAUCUUUGAAUUCAAAAAUGAAUUUUCAUCAGCUGAUCCUUACAUACAAGCAUGUACAUACUAUUCUAGAUAUUUUGAAGAGUUACAUGACAAAAAUUCAUAUAUUCUUCAGCAAACUU